Messenger RNA from Cydia pomonella (codling moth), 1219 nucleotides. RefSeq lists its product as uncharacterized. The coding region runs from base 234 to 1202 and encodes 322 amino acids. NCBI's taxonomy places the organism in Eukaryota, Metazoa, Arthropoda, Insecta, Lepidoptera, Tortricidae. The transcript is spliced from 2 exons. The record is from RefSeq and is a predicted model, not a curated record.
UGCAGAUUAUAAAAACAUUAACAAUAAAUAUACAUUUAACUAUUUUCAUUGUAAAAUAAAUUAAUUGUUGCACAUACGUAAUAGAGCCGCAGCGCGGUCUCACUGAUCGCGCGCGGGCGACGCGGCGACGCUCAGCGGGGCGGGGUCAUGAUCUUCGCCAUUCGCGUUCAUUCGACUUCACUCACUCAACCGACAUACAUACUCGUACAGUCAGUUUUCGUUCAUGGACAAACAUGGACUUACCAAUGGGUAAAGAAUUCGUCAUAACUGAUGGCUCCGAAGCUCUUAGUAAAACCACUCCGACUGAGAAUAUGGCACCGUGCAAUCACGAAGAAGCGGACACACGGAUAAUGCUUCAUCUUGCUGACGCUGUGAAAGGGCACUCCAAGGUAAUGUUAAGAACAGUCGACACAGAUGUCGUCGUACUAGCAAUAUCUUGUGUGCCAAAGCUAGAAGGCCUAGAAGAACUAUGGGUGCACAUUGGAACAGGACGAAAUCACCAAUACCUGGCGUGUCACACUAUAUCUUCAUGUUUAGGUAACAGACUUAUUAGUACCCUAAUCAAUUUUAUGACAAGAUCAAUCAAAUUUAAUACUAAAUUAAUGGUCUUCUUUAUUGUUACAGGCCCUGAAAGAACACACGUUUUGCCCUUAUUUCAUUCUUUCACCGGAUGUGACACAACCUCAUCCUUUAACGGAAGAGGGAAAAAAACCGCGUUUGAAGCUUGGAAAGCAUAUCCGAAUGUCACACGGGGGUUUGAAGCACUGUAUAGGGGGGAAUAUGACAGAGCGGACCCUGAAAUUCAAAAAUUUGUUAUUACCAUGUAUGACAGAUCAUGCCCCUCUGAGACAGUAAAUGAGUGUCGCAAGAAUUUAUUUACAAAAAAAGACAGGCAAAUCGAUAAUUUGCCUCCUACUGAAGCUGCUCUCAAACAACAUACCUUAAGGGCAGUUUUACAGGCUGUUUAUGUUUGGGGGCAGUGCCUAAUAAAAAACCAGAAUAUUCCUUGCCCAUCUGAAUGGGGUUGGCAGAAAGAAGGAGAAGUUUGGGUGCCACUGUGGACCCAAAGUCCUAUGGCUGCUCAAGCAUGCCUGGAGUUGAUUAGAUGUAGGUGCUUGAAAUCUUGCAGAAACAAAUGUAAUUGCUCCAAACGCCAGCUCAAAUGCACAGAACUAUGUAAUUGUGGAGGAAAUUGUAAAUAAAUGUCUGUAAACUUUAA